AUGGGUGGCCUGACCUGCGCUUUGGCUCUGGCAAAGGAAGGUUUCAAGCACAUCGACGUUUAUGAGAAUGCACACGAUCUGGGCUUCGUUGGAGCUGGUAUCCAACUGGCCCCGAACAUGGCCCGCGUGCUGGAUCGCCUGGGCGUCUGGAAGCCCAUUGAGGCCGAAGCUGUUAACAUCACUUCCACUAGCGUUAGAGUCGGUGCCUCGGACUCAGAAUUGGCCCACGUUCCAUUGGAAUAUAUCCACGAUACCUACGGAUAUCCUCACAUGGUUGGCCACCGGUCUUCCCUCGCCGGCCACCUGUACCAAGGUUGCCUGCAGCACCCUGACCAGAUCCACUUCCACUUCGCCACUACCGCCAGCGACACCACCUUCGGCCCCAAGUCCUCCUUCACUGCCACCCCCCGCGACGCCCCCGAGAAGGCCUACCGCGUCGAGGCCGAUGUCCUCCUCGCCUGUGAUGGCAUCAAGUCCCAGGCCCGUGUGGCCAUGCUCGAUCUCCUCAACAUCAAGGCCAGCGUCAAGGACACCCACCAGGCCGCCUACCGUAUCAUGAUCCACAAGGACCAGAUCAAGGACGACCCGGAGCUCCUGGAGCUCAUGAACGGCAACCGCGUGACUCGCUGGAUCGGCGAGAAGCGCCAUAUCAUCGCCUACCCCGUCUCCAACAACACCAUCUACAACCUCUCCACCACCCAACCCGACACUCACUUCGCCGCCGCCACCAAUGCCACCUACACCACCCGCGGUGACAAGUCCGUCAUGCUGGGCGUCUUUGGCGACUUCUGCCCCAUGGUCCAGCGUAUGCUGAACUACGUCCCCGAGGGUGAAGUCUGCGAGUGGAAGCUGCGUGUCCAUGAGCCCCUCCCCACCUGGGUGCACGAGACCGUCGCCCUCGUCGGUGAUGCCUGCCACCCUACCCUGCCCCAUCUCGCCCAGGGUGCCGCCCAGGCCAUCGAAGACGGUGGUGUCAUUGGUGCCGUGCUCUCCAAGCUCCCCGAUACCACCCCGGCUUCCAUCCACAAGGCCCUCAAGGUUUACGAGAAGGUGCGCAAGGACCGCGCCUACGCUAUCGUCGAACUGGCCGCCGCUUCCGGUCGUGCUCUGCACCUGGGUGAAGGUGCCGCCAAGGAGGAGCGCGAUCGCCAAUUCGCUGCUCUCCGCCAGGGCAAGGGCCCUGUGCCCGACAAGUGGGCGGAUGCCGAUGUCCAGAAGGAGCUGUAUGGCGUUGAUGCGACUAAGAUCGCGCUGGAGCAAUUCGACGAGCUCUUUGCUUCUGUGUAA
Molecule: messenger RNA, 1287 nt
Organism: Aspergillus niger
Lineage: Eukaryota; Fungi; Ascomycota; Eurotiomycetes; Eurotiales; Aspergillaceae
Exons: 2
Coding region: 1-1287 (428 amino acids)
Biological process (GO): secondary metabolite biosynthetic process
Molecular function (GO): monooxygenase activity; FAD binding
Source: RefSeq, a predicted model, not a curated record